CUCCUCGUGCCUCCUGCGCCUCCCAGUGGACGGGAAAAGAAAAAGAAAAAAAGUGGAGAAAAAAAAAUUCGCAAGGAAAAAACCCGACAACAACAAACGUACAAUAUCGGACAAUUGCUAAGAAGCGGAAGCGUGCGUCCCAAGACGGAGGAUUCGGGCCUGGAAGCGGAAGCGGACACGGGAAAAGACCCGGUGGAAAUUCUCCCCCCGAGGCGGUGCCGGGAGAGCGAGCAGACGUCCCGCGGGAGCCACCAGCUGCCCCCAACGACAUGGAAUACGACGAAGGUGUGCAUCCACACCUGAGGCUCAACUGCACACCCCCGGCGAUGGACGAUUUUCCAAAAGACUGGUUCACCGAACAAGAAAGGUCCGAAGGGGCGGUUGUACUUCACGUCCUCGCCUCACUAUACUUAUUCCUAGCGUUAGCGUUAGUUUGUGAUAAAUAUUUCGUUCCGGCCGUCGAACGAAUAUGUAAAGCGCUGAACAUGUCCAACGAUGUGGCCGGGGCGACUUUCAUGGCGGCCGCCACAUCGGCCCCGGAGCUCUUCGUCAACGUGAUUGGGACGUUCAUCACUGAGGGAGAUAUCGGGAUCGGCACCAUAGUCGGCUCGGCGGUCUUUAACAUACUCGCCGUUGCUGCAUGCUGCGGCCUCGGAGCAGGAAUGGUGAUCCCGCUCCACUGGUGGCCACUGACGAGAGACUGCCUUGCGUACGGUGUCACGGUGACCAUACUCAUCUGUAUAAUACACGACGAACGGGUCGAGUGGUACGAGGCGCUCGUCCUCGUCCUCCUCUACAUUGUCUAUAUAGCCAUUAUGUACUGGGACAAGAAGAUUCAGAGCUGCACGACCGGGAGCACCGGCUCGGAGACGAGUGAACAGCCGCAGUCUGACGCUGUCGGGGCUGUCGAAGGAGGAGAGAUGAACAUAGGCGACUUACCGCAGCAAAACGGCAACGUCAAGACUAACCGGCCGCCGCCAGAACCUCAAGAAACUGGACUUUGGGCAGUUGUGAGUUUCCCGUACAAAAAGGGGAUAGUGAGGAAGCUCGCGUGGCUGCUGGUCCUUCCGAUCCACACCGUCUUCCUCGUCACGAUCCCGGACUGCGAGAGGCCGAGGUUCAAGAAAUGGUUCCCGCUUACUUUCCUCAUGUGCAUCAUUUGGAUCGGCUCCCUGUCCUACCUCGUCGCCUGGAUGAUUACCAUCGUGGGCGACACCUUGAGGAUACCGGACUCAGUCAUGGGGAUCACCUUCUUGGCGGCAGGGACAAGUGUACCCGAGGCCGUGUCGAGUGUUAUCGUCGCCAAACAGGGCCACGGGUCCAUGGGCAUCUCCAACUCCCUUGGGUCGAACACAUUCGACAUCCUACUCUGCCUUGGUCUACCAUGGCUCAUCAAGGCGUCGUUCCUGCCGACCAGCGCCGGUCACCACUUCGUCGGGAUCAACUCUCGCGGCUUGGAGUACUCGGCCAUUUCACUUCUUUCGACCCUGCUCAUGCUCUACACCGCGUUCGCCGCCAACAAAUUCAAGCUCGAUAACAAGGUCGGACACACAUGCCUGAUAAUGUACCUAAUGUUCCUCAUCCUGGCCACACUCAUCGAGCUCAACGUUUUUUUCACCGUCAACUUGCCAACAUGCGGACGGUGAGAGAGGAAGAAAAAGGGAACAGAAAACAAAACAACAACAUAAAAAGAGAGCCAAAUGCACAGAGUUUUUGAAAAUUCAAGUUCAUCUCAGGAAGACUUCUCGAACAACGUUUCGAUCAAAGCAUCAAAACAAAAAUAACCAAAUAAUGAAAUCAAAAACCAAAAAAAAAAUACAUUAAAAAAUAACAAAUAUAUAUACAAAUAUAUAUUUAAAAAAAAGAAAUUUUUGACACCAAAAAAUUAUAUAAAUUUAAUUUACUUUUAUUGUAUCAAUGUAAAUAAGCUUAGCAAGUUUUUAGAUAUUGUAAUUUUCAAAAAAAAAAAAUUGUUUUACUGUAUAUAAUAAUAAUCAAAUUCUAAAAAAAAAUCACAAUGUUUUUUUAUAUUAAGUAUUAUUUAAAUACUUGUUAGUUUGUUGUUUUAUCCCUGUGCUGAAGAAAAAAGAGAGAGUGAGUGAGCGAGUGAGUGAAAAACUGUAAAUAUUAUCUAAAUUUCCCG
Cimex lectularius (bed bug) is the source of this 2143-nucleotide messenger RNA. RefSeq names its product sodium/potassium/calcium exchanger 4 (gene zyd). Gene Ontology annotation, molecular function: calcium, potassium:sodium antiporter activity; calcium channel activity. The transcript is spliced from 8 exons. Gene Ontology annotation, biological process: intracellular calcium ion homeostasis; calcium ion transmembrane transport. NCBI's taxonomy places the organism in Eukaryota, Metazoa, Arthropoda, Insecta, Hemiptera, Cimicidae. The coding region runs from base 270 to 1646 and encodes 458 amino acids. The record is from RefSeq and is a predicted model, not a curated record. Gene Ontology annotation, cellular component: membrane.